Molecule: messenger RNA, 2839 nt
Organism: Loxodonta africana (African savanna elephant)
Lineage: Eukaryota; Metazoa; Chordata; Mammalia; Proboscidea; Elephantidae
Gene: EPHX3
Product: epoxide hydrolase 3
Exons: 7
Coding region: 26-1108 (360 amino acids)
Cellular component (GO): intracellular membrane-bounded organelle
Molecular function (GO): hydrolase activity
Source: RefSeq, a predicted model, not a curated record
CACGGUGGUCCCUGGGCGCGGCGAUAUGCCCGAGCUGGUGGUCACUGCGCUUUUGACGCCGUCGCGCCUCACGCUGAAGUUGCUGCGAGCCUUGAUGUGGUGCCUGGUGGUCUCCGCUGCGUUGGUAACCGCGGCUGUGUACGGCUGCAUCGCGCUGACCCACGUGCUGUGCCGGCCGCGGCGCGGCUGCCGUGGGCGCCCCCGGUGUGUCGUUCCCGCCUGCCUGAGCGACCCUUCGCUGGGUGAGCACGACUUCCUGAUCCUCAAGAGCUCGGGCCUGCGCCUGCACUAUGUCUCCUCCGGACGAGGCAACGGGCCCCUCAUGCUCUUCCUGCACGGCUUCCCAGAAAACUGGUUCUCCUGGCGCUACCAGCUCCGGGAGUUCCAGAGCCGCUUCCAUGUCGUGGCUGUGGACCUGCGUGGCUACUGGCCCUCGGAUUCUCCACAAGAUGUGGACUGGUACACCACCGACCUGCUGAUGGUGGACAUCCAGGAUGUCAUCUUGGGUCUGGGUUACUCCAAGUGCGUGCUCGUGGGCCACGACUGGGGCGCAAUCCUGGCCUGGAAUUUCUCCAUCUACUACCCGGCACUGGUGGAGCGGCUGGUGGUGGCCAGUGCUGCACCCAUGUCUGUGUACCAAGACUACUCCCUACGCCACAUCAGCCAGCUCUUCCGUUCCCACUACGUGUUCCUAUUCCAGCUUCCCUGGCUGCCCGAGAAGUUGCUCUCCAUGUCUGACUUCCAGAUCCUGAAGACUACGCUCACCCACCACAAGACGGGCAUCCCACACGUGACCCCCAAUGAUCUUGAGGCCUUCCUGUACAGCUUCACGCAGCCCAGUGGCCUCGUGGGGCCCCUCAACUACUACCGGAACAUCUUCAGAAACUUCCCUCUGGAGCCCCAGGAGCUGUCCACGCGCACACUGCUGCUGUGGGGGGAGAAGGACACCUACUUGGAGCCGGGACUGGUGGGCGCCAUUGGUAGCCGUUUUGUGCCUGGCCGGCUGGAGGCCCACAUCCUGCCAGGUGUGGGGCACUGGGUCCCACAGAGCAACCCUGAAGAGAUGAACCAGUACAUGUGGGCCUUCCUACAAGACCUGCUGGACUAGCAGCCCUCGCUCACCUCACUCACUGGCCUGCCUAGACACACAGCACACAGACACUCAGGAGUACACACCUGUGGCAUGCUUGUGUGCAUGUGCCUGGGAGUUCAUGCACACAGACACACAGGAACAUACACUGCAAUAUACACAUGCCUGGGAGGCCACACAAGAUACAUGCACACGAACACCCAGGAAUGCACAGGUGCUGUGUGUGUACUUGGGAGUCCACACAGCAUGCAUGCAUGUAGAUAGCCAAGAACACAUCCAUUUUGUGCAUGCACCUGGGAGUCCACACAAUGUACAUACAUACAGAGAUUCGGAAGCAUACACUUGCUUUGUGUAUAAGCGUGCCUGGGAGUCCACACACGUACAUGUGCAUGAAUGCUCAGGAACACACACCUGCUGCAUGUGUGCGUGUGUCUGGCAGUCCCCCCACUCAAUGUACAUGCACACAGACACUCGGGAACACACACUCGCAGCAUGUGUGUAUAUGCACCCUAGAAUCUAUAGAACAUACAUGCACACAGAUACUCAGGAACACACACCUGCCGUGUGCAUGUGUGCACCCGAGAGUUUGUACAACAUACAUGCUUGUGGACACUAAGGAACACACAACUGCUGUGUGUAUGCAUACACUAGGAGUCCACGCAACAUACGUGAAUGAGCGGACUCCUGGAUCACACACAGGCUUGGAGCUCUUGAGUUGUACUCAAGUGCAUCUGUGCACUCACUCGUGCACACCUGCCCAUAUGCUUACCCACCAGCAAAUGUGAGCAAGCACUUUGACCCUAGGAAUCAGGUACAUCUCCUCCAUGGAGCUGAAUGCCAGAACUGGAUGUCCCACAUCUCCCUUCUUGGAUCCCUACCAUUCUCCUUGACAAAGUCGGCCCCCCAUGGCCUCAUAAACCAUAAACUUGGACCUUCCUGUGCCUGGCUCCCAUCUCCUGGGUCUGCAGCUGAAUGCUGCACUCUCCAAUACAGUAACUGCUGGCCACAUCAGGCUACUUCAAUUUCAAUGUAAGUUAAUUAAAAUGAAAUAAAAUUAAAAAUUCAGUUCUGUAGUCUCACCAACCAUAUUUCAAGUGCUCAAUAGUCACACGUCCAUCAGGCAAGAAAGUUAUGUUGGAUGGUGUCUUAGGCUGCGUCCCCUAGAGAGGCAAAACCAGUAAAGCAUAUAAACAUAUAUAGAGAGAGAUUUAUAUCAAGGAAAUGACUCACACGGUUGUAGAGACUGGAACAUCCCAGGUCUGUGGAUCAAAAUAGAGGCUUCUCCUGAUUCAUGUAGCCAUGGUUAAACUUUCAGUCUCUACUAAGGCCCAGUAACAAGCCAAAAGCUGUUUCUCAAAAGGAGAGUAGAUAUCUGCAGAGGAUGGCAGGGCUUUGCUCCAAAAUCCUAAGACUCUGCUUUGUGAUUCACCAGUACAGGCCUGCCAUAGACUCCAAAAAGCACCUCUAUCUGCCAUGGACACUUCAAGCAUCAUUUCAUCAGCUGGAUGAUAUGGUCCAAGUGGCAGAGCCACUUGCACAGCAGCCUGAACCUGUUGCAGAGUCUUCUCUUGGUCUGGGCCCCAAUCAAAACUAGCAGCUUUUCAAGUCACUAGAUAGAUAGGCUGGAGUAGCACACCCAGAUAAGGGAUAUGUUGUGUUCAAAAUCCAAAGAGGCCCACUAGACAUUGUGCCUUCUUUUCCGUUGCGGGCCGAAAUGUGGUAACUUAUCCUUGACUUUAGUAGGAAUAU